Molecule: messenger RNA, 726 nt
Organism: Aspergillus welwitschiae
Lineage: Eukaryota; Fungi; Ascomycota; Eurotiomycetes; Eurotiales; Aspergillaceae
Exons: 1
Coding region: 461-688 (75 amino acids)
Source: RefSeq, a predicted model, not a curated record
GACCUGGCAGACACAUAUACCUUUCUCCUCUUUCCCACAAGCUCUCUCUCUCUCUCUCUGCCUAUCAUUUGCAAAGUACUUGCUUGACGUGCCGAUAUCUGAGACAUCCCCAUCCAUCCAUCAUCCUUCCAAACUUCCAUAUGCCCGUUUGUAACCAUUCACAUAACAAUGAUAAAGAUAGAGACACAUACCCUAAACACACAGACACACACACACACAAAUAAAUAAAUAUACAUAAUACGCAGAUAGAUAGAUAGAUAGACAACCACCCCUGCUAGUAACUCUUCACUAAUCCUGCACCUAUAUGUCUUGGCUGCAUCCCGAGAGGAGGGGCAAUUAAUUUCUUCCCUUUUUGCUUGUCCCGUUUCCCUCCCCCUCCCCUCUUCGCUUUUCUUCUGUUCGCUUCGCUUCCAAGUACGCAAUAAAACGCACGGGAAAAUAAUCCCUGUCUGUCUUGCCGAUGCCGACAAAAAGGAAUUAUCUAUUUAUCUAUUUAGUCUACCUCGGUAAGUUGCUCGGUAUGGUGUUUUCCCCGUCGGAAGGAGGGGGUUUGUGCACAGUAGAUGCUUUCUUUUCUCUCUCUCUCUCCAACUAUAGAAUAAGAAGUGGGAGUGGUGUUACACAGACGACUUAUCUAUUUAGACUGUCAAGUCUAUCAAUCUAUACUUAUUUCUAUGCUUUAUGUUAACUUUCAAUAGGAUGGGGAUAUUUCUUCUGCUCAUAUAC